Anopheles stephensi (Asian malaria mosquito) is the source of this 829-nucleotide messenger RNA. It is a transcript of the gene RpS16, whose product is annotated as 40S ribosomal protein S16. Gene Ontology annotation, molecular function: structural constituent of ribosome; RNA binding. Gene Ontology annotation, biological process: translation; maturation of SSU-rRNA from tricistronic rRNA transcript (SSU-rRNA, 5.8S rRNA, LSU-rRNA). Gene Ontology annotation, cellular component: ribosome; cytosolic small ribosomal subunit. The transcript is spliced from 3 exons. NCBI's taxonomy places the organism in Eukaryota, Metazoa, Arthropoda, Insecta, Diptera, Culicidae. The coding region runs from base 113 to 559 and encodes 148 amino acids. The record is from RefSeq and is a predicted model, not a curated record.
UUCACCUCACCGCGUUGACAGAUGUCAAUCUGUCGGCGGCUGUCAAGCGCAGUUCAGUGCUGGCGGAACCACUUCCUUUCCUUUUCUAGUUUUGUUGUGCUACGAAUCAAACAUGCCUAAAGCACGCAAGGAGAAAGUUAGCGCAGUCCAGGUUUUCGGACGCAAGAAAACUGCCACCGCCGUUGCGUACUGCAAGCGCGGAAAGGGAUUGCUGCGUGUGAAUGGCCGCCCGCUGGACCAGAUCGAACCGAAAAUCCUUCGCUACAAGCUGCAGGAACCGCUUCUGCUGCUCGGCAAGGAAAAGUUCGCCGGUGUUGAUAUCCGCAUCCGCGUGAACGGUGGUGGACAUGUCGCCCAGAUCUACGCAAUCCGCCAGGCCAUCUCGAAGGCACUGGUUUCGUUCUACCAGAAGUACGUCGAUGAGGCGUCGCGCAAGGAACUGAAGGACAUCCUGACGCAGUACGACCGUACCCUGCUCGUUGCGGAUCCGCGUCGCUGCGAACCGAAGAAGUUCGGUGGUCCAGGUGCCCGUGCCCGCUACCAGAAGUCGUACCGUUAAGAAUUUACACACACACACACAUUCGCGCGCGCUGUGCCUGUGUUUGGCUGGUCGAAUUUUACCGUGCACCGGCGAUCAAAUCGGGGAUGGCAGCUGUGCCGACAUCUCUUCAUUUCCGAGUUCGUGGUCAGUUCGAUGGGCUGAAUGCGGUGCGUGGCGAGUUAUUCUCUCCAUAAGAUUACGCGUAUAUUGCUUCGAGCAAAGAGAAGGGGGCAACAAAACCUUGUGAGGAAGGAAUAAACGGUGAACAUCUGUACAAUCUUAUGGAAA